GAAUUUCGUAUUAUAGAUUUUGCCUUUAUGCGUUCACGUCGUUGAGGAAAACCCAAAAAAACGAGAGUGAGACAUAAAAGGAAAAAGAAGAAAAAUGCAAGAGAGAAAACGAAGGAAAAAAAGUGUUGCAAAGGCGAAGGAGUGAUUGUUAAUGUUGGAUGUAAUUUCCUUGCAUUGCGAGAAGGAGAGGUUUAAAGGUCUGCCAUUGUAUAGCUUUUCUUCUGCAAUGGCGUUUUGCUUCAUUGUGACCUCUUCCCUCACCCGUUCAUUUCCUAUAAAAACGAAUUAAAUUUCAUAUAAAAAAGGCAUUUUGAUAACAAAUUCUCCGCUGUUGUAGAGAAAAGGGAGAGAUACAUUUGGUACGGUUAGAGAGAGGAGCGAGCGAGGGAGAGAAACAGAGAGAGAGGGGGGGAAGAGCUAGGAGUGUGAAAGUGAGGCAGGGAUUUGGAGGAAAACUUGGGAUGGCAAUUUGUUUCGCAUUGUCUUGUGGAAGGAUCUAGGGUUUAUUGGCUCUGCCUCGGAUCUGAAUCUAACCAGAAAAAAUGGUUGCUCCAUCCAGUAUUCUUGUUGGAUCUCAUGUUUGGGUGGAGGACCCAGAUGUAGCUUGGAUAGAUGGAGAAGUAAAGGAAGUUAAGGGGGAAGAGAUUACAGUAGAUUCUACAUCAGGGAAGACAAUUGUUGCCAAAACAUCUAAUGUCUAUCCAAAGGACCCUGAAUUUCCUUCAUGUGGUGUUGAUGAUAUGACAAGGCUAGCAUAUUUGCAUGAACCUGGGGUUUUGCAGAAUUUAAAAUGCCGAUAUGAUAUCAAUGAAAUAUAUACCUACACAGGAAAUAUAUUGAUUGCUGUAAAUCCUUUUCGAAGACUGCCACAUUUAUACAGCAGUCAUAUGAUGGAACAAUACAAAGGGGCAGCUUUUGGUGAGCUGAGCCCACAUCCGUUUGCUGUUGCAGAUGCUUCAUAUAGACACAUGAUCAAUGAGGGGAUAAGCCAAUCAAUUUUGGUAAGUGGGGAAAGUGGAGCCGGUAAAACAGAGAGUACAAAGAUGCUUAUGCGCUAUCUAGCCUAUAUGGGAGGGAGAGUUAGCAAGGCAGAGGAACGCUCUGUGGAGCAGAAGGUCUUGGAGUCUAAUCCUGUUCUGGAAGCCUUUGGCAAUGCAAAGACUGUCAGAAACAAUAAUUCAAGUCGCUUUGGCAAGUUUGUGGAAAUUCAGUUUGAUCCAAGGGGCCAAAUUUCUGGAGCUGCAAUAAGGACUUACUUGCUAGAACGAUCUCGUGUUUGUCAGGUGUCUGACCCGGAGAGAAACUAUCAUUGCUUUUAUAUGCUUUGUGCUGCACCGCCGGAGGAAGUUGAGAAGUACAAAUUGGGAAAUCCACGAACUUUUCAUUAUUUAAACCAGUCAAAUUGUUAUGAGCUGGAUGGCGUAGAUAGUUGUAAAGAGUAUCUUUUAACUAAGAGGGCUAUGGAUGUUGUUGGUAUCAGUCAGGGGGAGCAGGAUGGAAUAUUCCGAGUUGUGGCUGCAAUUCUUCAUUUAGGAAAUAUUGAGUUCAAAAAGGGACAGGAAAUAGAUUCUGCUGAACCUAAGGAUGAUAAAUCUCGGUUCCAUCUAAAAACCGCAGCAGAGCUAUUAAUGUGUAAUGAGAAGGCUCUUGAAGACUCCCUAUGCAAACGUGUUAUGGUGACUCGUGAUGAGAGCAUUACAAAAUCGCUUGACCCUGUUUCAGCAGCUCUCAGCAGAGAUGCUUUGGCAAAAAUUGUUUAUUCAAAAUUAUUUGACUGGCUUGUGGACAAGAUAAAUGUUUCUAUUAGUCAGGAUCCUGAAUCAAAAUCGUUGAUUGGUGUUCUGGAUAUUUAUGGAUUUGAGAGUUUCAAGACAAACAGUUUUGAGCAAUUUUGCAUCAAUUUGACAAAUGAAAAGCUGCAGCAGCAUUUUAAUCAGCAUGUUUUUAAGAUGGAGCAGGAAGAAUACAAGAAAGAAGAAAUUGACUGGAGUUAUAUAGAAUUUAUUGAUAAUCAAGAUAUCCUUGAUCUUAUUGAAAAGAAACCUGGUGGCAUCAUAGCUCUUCUUGAUGAGGCUUGUAUGUUCCCCAGAUCAACACAUGAGACAUUUGCUCAAAAGCUUUAUCAGACUUUUAAAGACAAUAAACGCUUCAGUAAGCCUAAGCUGUCACGCACUGACUUCACCAUUUGUCAUUAUGCUGGUGAUGUUACUUACCAGACUGAGCUCUUCCUGGAUAAGAACAAAGAUUAUGUUGUUUCAGAGCAUCAAGCUCUGCUGAAUGCUUCAGAAUGCUCUUUUGUUUCAAGCUUGUUUCCUCCUUCACCCGAGGAAUCUUCCAAAACAACAAAGUUCUCCUCAAUAGGUUCCUCCUUCAAGCAACAACUCCAAGCUUUGCUUGAGACUUUGAGUGCCACGGAACCACACUACAUUCGUUGUGUGAAGCCCAAUAAUGCUCUUAAACCAGGAAUAUUUGAGAACCAAAAUGUGCUACAACAACUUCGAUGUGGGGGAGUGAUGGAGGCAAUUAGAAUUAGUUGUGCUGGAUUUCCCUCUCGAAAGUCAUUUCGUGAAUUUGUAGCUCGAUUUUCCCUUCUGGCUCCAGAGGUUCUCUCUAAGCGAAAUAAUUAUACUGAGGUCACUGCUAGCAAGAAGAUUCUGGAGAAGAGUAAGCUCAGUGGUUAUCAGAUUGGUAAAACGAAAGUUUUUCUUAGGGCUGGUCAGAUGGCAGAGCUAGAUGCAUUGCGAACUGAGAUUUUAGGAAGAUCAGCAAGUCUGAUACAGAGAAAAGUCCGUACGUACUUGUGUCGGAAACGCUUUAUUUUGUUGCGGUUAUCUGCCAUACAAAUUCAAGCCUUGUGUAGAGGACAAGUAGCACGCCAUCAGUAUGAGGAAAUGAGAAGAGAAGCUGCUGCUCUGAAUAUUCAAAAACAUUUACGCAAGUUUCUUGCAAGGAAAGCAUACAAGAAUUUGUACUUCUCAGCUGUUUCUAUUCAAACAGGUAUGCGUGGGAUGAUUGCUCGUAGUGAGCUUCUGUCCAGAAAGCAGACAAGAGCUGCAACUGUAAUUCAGAGUCACUGUCGACGAUUCUUGGCCAACCGUCGUUAUCUAUGGUUAAAGAAAGCAGCAAUUACUACACAAUGUGCCUGGAGAGCAAGGGUUGCACGUAAAGAAUUACGGAAGCUAAGAAUGGCCGCCAGGGAAACUGGUGCUCUUCAAGAAGCCAAAACUAAGCUGGAAAAGGAAGUUGAAGAACUUACAUGGCGCUUGCAACUAGAGAAACGAACGAGGGUUGACCUUGAGGAAUCAAAAAAACAGGAAAGUGCAAGGUUUGAAUCUACUUUACAAAAGAUGCAACUUGAGUUUGAGGAAUCCAAGAAAAAGGAAAAGUUGCUAAUCAAAGAACGUGAAGCUGCAAAGAAAAUUGCUGAACAAGUUCCUGCGGUUCAGGAGAUCCCAGUUAUUGACGAUGAAUUAGUAAACAAACUUACUGCUGAAAAUGAACAGCUGAAGGCUCUGGUAAGUACCUUAGAACAGAAAAUUAAUGAAACAGAGAGGAAAUAUGAAGAAACAAAAAAGCUUAGUGACGAGCGGCUAAAGCAAACUUUGGAGGCAGAGUCAAAGAUAAUUGAGCUCAAAACUACAGUGCAGAGGCUUGAAGAAAAGAUUUUGGACAUGGAAACUGACCAGAAAUCACAGCAGCAAGCGUUGCUGAGUACACCAAGUAGAAAAAUGCCAGAGCCUCUGGAAAAUGGUCAUCAUGCACAACUGAGUUCUGGUCCAUCAACAAGGCUUGGUAGAGAAGACAGUAAAUUGAGGAGAUCCCAAACUGAAAAGCAGCAGCCGGAGAGUGUAGAUGACCUACUCAAAUGUGUGGCACAGAAUCUUGGGUUCAGUCAAGAAAAGCCUGUUGCAGCAUUUACCAUAUACAAAUGCCUUCUCCACUGGAAGUCAUUUGAAGCUGAAAAGACAAGUGUUUUUGAUCGUCUUAUUGAGGUGAUGGGCUCUGCACUAGAGGAUCAGGACAACAAUGAUCACAUGGCUUAUUGGCUGUCAAACACAUCUUCAUUGUUGUUUUUGCUUCAACGUAGUCUGAAAGCCUCUGGUUCAAUGCAGAAACCACCUGCUGGAGCAUCAUUCUUUGCAAGGAUGACCAAAAGUUUCCGUUCAUCUUCUGCCAAUCUUCAAGCUGGAGUACUGAGCCAGGUUGAGGCCAAGUAUCCAGCUCUUCUUUUUAAGCAGCAGCUCUCAGCUUAUGUGGAAAAGAUAUAUGGAAUCAUUAGAGACAACUUGAAAAAGAACCUGUCACCACUUAUAUCUGGUUGCAUUCAGGUACCUAGGAUAUCAAAAGGAGCUGCUUUUCAAAAGUGUGAAGGGUUACAAGGCUAUCAUUCUCCAGCUGGUCUCUGGCAGAGCAUUAUUGAGUGUCUGAACAAGAUGAUGGGCACAUUGAAAGACAAUUUUGUGCCUCCAAUACUUGUUCAGAAUAUUUUCACUCAAACGUUUGCAUAUAUUAAUGUACAGCUCUUUAAUAGCCUUCUUCUCCGUCGAGAAUGCUGCACAUUUAGCAACGGGGAGUAUGUGAAAUCUGGCUUAGCUGAAUUGGAACUAUGGUGUGCCGAAGCAGACGUUGAGUAUGUAGGCCCAUCAUGGGAUGAACUCAAACACACAAGGCAAGCUGUUGGAUUCUUGGUUAUAAAUCAGAAAUCCAAAAUAUCCUUUGAUGAAAUAUCAAAAGACCUAUGUAGUGCUUUGAGUGUUCAACAACUUUAUAGGGUAUGUACGCUUUAUAGGGAUGACAACUACAACACUCAAAGUGUUUCACCAGAUGUUCUUGCCCACAUGAAAGAACUUAUGUCAGAUGAUACCGAAGAUGAUGGUGGUAGCUCCUUCCUGUUGGAGGACGAUAUCAGCAUUCCAUUCACAAUGGAGGACAUUUCUAAUUGCCAUCAAGUAAAAGAGUUUGCAUCAGUAAGACCCGCCGAAGAACUUAUGACGGAUCCAGCCUUCCAAUUUUUACAGGAUUAAGGUACCGGUUCUACCAUCGUUACAUUUUUCCAUUCACUGCAUUCUUUGAUUUUUUUUGUCAUCUAGAGUUGAACAGAAAAGAAAAAGGUCAACUUCAUGGCAGUGCUGCCGCACAUUAACUACAAAUGUUAUACUUUCUUUGUAACAUCCAUUGCCCAAAAUGUAAGUAAUUCUUAGAGUUCUUUAGGUAGUUAAUUUGGUCAUUUCUCUUCAGCAUCUUUUUGGUACUGAAUGGUCUAGAGGAAGAGAGUUGAUUAUUAAUGUAGUGGAGCUUUUCAAAGAUGUUUUUUAAUUCCCAAAUUUUCAUCUUGUACAAAGUAACAACUAGCAUAAGUAUUUACUUUUA
Gossypium arboreum is the source of this 5370-nucleotide messenger RNA. Its product is annotated as myosin-6-like. Gene Ontology annotation, cellular component: actin cytoskeleton; myosin complex; vesicle. Bases 543 to 5024 code for a protein of 1493 amino acids. NCBI's taxonomy places the organism in Eukaryota, Viridiplantae, Streptophyta, Magnoliopsida, Malvales, Malvaceae. Gene Ontology annotation, molecular function: ATP binding; microfilament motor activity; actin filament binding. The transcript has 40 exons. Gene Ontology annotation, biological process: vesicle transport along actin filament; actin filament organization. The record is from RefSeq and is a predicted model, not a curated record.